Rosa chinensis is the source of this 6073-nucleotide messenger RNA. RefSeq names its product pentatricopeptide repeat-containing protein At3g58590-like. Gene Ontology annotation, biological process: RNA modification. Gene Ontology annotation, molecular function: RNA binding; protein binding. NCBI's taxonomy places the organism in Eukaryota, Viridiplantae, Streptophyta, Magnoliopsida, Rosales, Rosaceae. The record is from RefSeq and is a predicted model, not a curated record.
GUGGGGACUUCUCAUACAGACAGAAAAACAAAACCCAGCCCAAACAACACUUGUGUUCUUCAAUCUUCUUCUUCCUCGCCCUUCAUUUUUCUUCGUACCCAUCACAGCAGCCCCAAGUUUUAACGUAUUUCACACCUGAAAACUGAAAUUCAUUACCAAGUUUCUCCCCAGCGAGAAUCGUCCUCACUAACCCCAUUGAACCCAGCUUUCGUAGAUUUGGGAAAUAUCAAAAAGGUGACUACCAACAUUUGGACAAAUUCCUUUUCCUGUGAUCGGAGGUUCAGCACACCCUAUUCUGAAAUCCUGCUCCUGUUUUCCUUCUAUGACAAACUCCCAAUUAAAAAGCCAAAUGUUAGACUAAGAGAUUGUCCAUGUCCAGAGCCGCAUAAGUUCUCAUUGCCAGCUUAACUCAGGCCAAACCAAAAAUAGUGCUGCUUACCAGCUGCAUGAGCUUCCAUGGAGAAUUCCUCAAACAUCAAAAACGUCUUCUGCAACUACUGCAUGCAUGCUCAAGGGUACGAUCCCUCAGGGCAACAAAAGCACUCCAUGCUCUCAACAUCACAAUGGGUCUGUCUCCAAAGCAGCCCAUCUUUGUUUACAACAAUAUCAUGUCACAAUAUUCCUCACUCGGGAAGUUAUUAGUUGCACGUAAAUUGUUUGAUAAGAUGCCUCUUAGAAACGUUGUGUCAUAUAAUAUCAUGAUUAGUGCUUAUUGUACUUCUGGGUAUGUUGGGGAAGCUUGGAAAAUGUUUUAUGAGAUGAGGGUUUCUGGGUUUCAGCCAACUCAGUAUGCAGUUAGCAGGUUAUUGUCAUGUGGGUCAUUGGAUAUUCAUCAUGGGGUCCUGUUGCAUUCUUUGGUAAUAAAGAACGGACUGUUUGAUGGUGAUGCUUUUGUGGGGACUUCCUUGUUGGGUUUUUAUGGAAGGCAUGGGCUGUUAGAGGAAGCGGUUUGGACAUUUCAGGAUAUGCCUUGUAGGAGCUUGGUGACAUGGAAUUCCAUGAUAUCUUUGCUUGGGAAUCAUGGGUUUUUUGAAAAUUGUGUGUUUUUGUUUCGGGAGCUGGUGAGGAGGGAUGUUAAUUUGUCUGAAGGUUCUUUUAUGGGUGUUCUUUCUGCAUUUUCAUGCCCGCAAGACUUGGAAUUUGGGGAACAGUUGCAUGCUUUUGUUAUAAAGAAUGGGUUUACUUGUGAAAUUUUGGUGAUGAAUUCUCUAAUAAGUAUGUAUGUGAAAUGCAGUGCCAUAUGCUCGGCAGAGAAAAUUUUUAAAGAAGUACAAUUUAAAGAUGUUGUAUCAUGGAAUACUAUCAUUGGUGCGACAGCAAAAAUUGGGGGACCCCAAAAAGCAGUAGAACUCUUCUCUCAAAUGUCCAUGGCUGGAGUGUUGCCUACCGAGAUCACAUUUGUUAGUCUAAUAAACUGUUGUACCAGUUUGGAGGUUCCAAUCUCUGGAGAGUCAGUUCAUGCUAAGAUAAUCCAGCAUGCUUACGAAUCUAAUGUCUUAGUAGGUAGUGCAUUGGGAUUUUAUGCUAAAUGUGAUAACUUGAAAGCUGCCCAUCGCUGUUUUUAUGAGAUAUGUGCGAAAAAUGUGGUCUCUUGGAAUGCUUUGAUUUUGGGUUACUCAAAUAGUUCCUCACCUACAUGUAUACUCUUAGUGCAAGAAAUGCUUCAUUUGGGUUACCGACCUAACGAGUUUUCAUUUUCUGCUGUUCUUAAGUCAUCAUUGGCAUUAGAGCUCCAACAACUUCAUUGCUUAGUUGUAAGAAUGGGCUUUGAGCAAAAUUAUUAUGUUCUGAGCUCUCUUAUAAUGUCGUAUACCAAAAGUGGUUUAAUAUCUGAUGCUCUGGUUUUUGUCACAGCUUCUGAUGCUCCCUCUAAUGCCAUUGCUGGAAUUUACAACAGAACUGGGCAAUAUAAUGAAACUCUAAGAUUCCUUUGUCCACUUGAAGAACUUGAUAUUUUUUCCUGGAACAUUGUGAUUUCAGCUCUUGGCCGCAUCGGUUAUUACAAAGAGGUAUUUGAGCUUUUCCAACAGAUGCAGUUCAAUCAGGUCUGGCCAGACAAUUAUACAUUUGUUUGUCUUCUAAGUGUCUGUGCUAAACUUUGUAAUCUUGCUUUGGGAAGUUCUCUUCAUGCUUAUAUCAUUAAGACUGAUUUCAGUUCUUGUGACACAUUUGCAUGCAACGUUUUACUUGACAUGUAUGGGAAAUGUGGUAGCAUUGGAAACUCAGUGAAAAUCUUUGACAAAAUGAGAUACAAAAACUUAAUUACCUGGACAGCUUUGAUUUCUGCUCUUGGAGUUAAUGGUUAUGUUCACGAGGCAUUAGAAAGAUUUAGAGAAAUGAUCUUCUUGGGCUUUAAGCCUGAUGGAGUAGCUUUUACUGCUGUUCUUACAGCUUGCAGGCAUGGUGGGUUAGUUAGGGAUGGAUUGGAGUUAUUUGGGCAAAUGAUAAAUAAUUAUGGGGUUGAACCAAAAAUGGAUCAUUACCAGUGUGUGGUGGACUUACUGGUUAAAGGUGGUCAUGUUACAGAAGCAGAGAAACUAAUUUCCAGCAUGGCCUUCCCACCAAAUAUGAUUAUAUGGCGUUGUUUCCUUGAAGGCUGCAAGAGUCAUGGAAAUGCAGUGGACGUGGACCAGGCAGUAGCACAUGCUUAAUUGUGAAUUAGCCAACAAAUUCCUUUGGACAACUAAGUAUUCUGACCAAGUUUUUGAGCCCUCCUUACAAGCUCUACCUCUGAGAGAAGUUUUAUGCUGUUUGUGCUCACUUAGAAAUUGCAGCGAGUAAAAGACAUUUCUAAUUUCUUAAAGCAGAGCAUUCAUGAAAAGGUUGCAUAUCUACAGCAUCCAGAAAGGAGGAAUCUUAAUCCCCAUUAAAACUAUAACAAUACAAGCUUUGGGAGCAAAGAGAAGAUCACGCCUGUGGUGAAGGCUGCAAAUGGAAGUUGCACAGGAGUUUAUUGUGGAACUGAAGAGUAUUUGUGGAGUUAGAAACUUUAGUAUGUUGCACCCUAACCCCAAAUUCUUUCUCAAUUGAAUGACAAUUUUUUGUGCGUCACUCUUACAGUGCACCACUCACAAGGCGUUCCUUCUUUUAGCGUUCUCAGGCACUUGUUUUCCGUCACAAAUAAGUCAACGGGAUCUUGAAUUGUUGAGUGUAACACCAGAUAGUUUCUCUAUCUACACCAGAGAAUGUUCUCUCUCCACAAUUUGCUGCUUUCCUUCCUUCUCUGUAUACUCAUUUUCGCCUAAGAGAAGCAUGGUGGUGAAGUGCAUUUCCAAGUGCAUUUCCAAUAUUCACAAAUAUAGCUUCAGCAUUAGAGGAUCUCUUCAGUUCGAGCUUCUGGAGCAACACUUAUCAGGGCAGGCUGUGUAGCUGGGUUGACAUUUUUUUUUUGGCUACAAAUAUCUUGCUUGAGCACCUUUGUGGGGGCUGAACAGAAUAUAUAGAGAAAUGGAUGGAAAUACCUCCGGAUAGACAGCCAUGAUGUUGACUGGGACACUGAAUGAACUUGGGAUUGAAAACUUUAUUUAUCUUCUCCAUUUAUUGAGGGCUCUGGGGAGGCAAGCUUUCAGGACCCAAACCAAAGUUUUGAUCAUUUUGUCGGCAUGGGAUUUUUUGAAAAAAUGGUUGCAAAAACUGUUCAGCAACAGAGGAAGAUGCAGAUUCAACUCUGGAAACCCUCCGUUUAUAUAAAGCUGCUGAAAGUUCUCCUGAGUAAACUUCUCCACAAGAGCAGUGUUCCACAACAGUGCUCUCUUCCACAACAGCAACAAAUUGAUUCUGAUCCAUUUUCUUCAGAUUAUAGGGGGAGCUUUCUGGAUGGUUUUUAAGAUCUGGAUAGCUCUGCUGAUGAAGAAUUUGCAGAAAAAAUUUAUGUCCUUGGUAAAAAUGGGGUACACAGAAUUGGAGGCUUCAAUUGCAAGAACGCUGCGGUGUUGGCUCAUCAAUUGUUGAUUGACUGAUUUCAUAUCAGAUGCUCAAUAUUCAAAGGCAGAAGAUGUCCAUCUUACCCUUGAUGAGAAGUCUAGAUGUCUACGCAAUGAUUUAUCCUGACAAGCGAAACAGGAAUCUAUGUGAAAAUGCGAUAUUGAAAAGGAAAAUGAAGGUGAGAUUUGGCUGACAGAUCAUCGGGGAAGAUGAUGACACAAUUCAGCUCCUAAAUCCAAAAAUUGGGUUUUGAAUCUGCAUCUAUACACAUCCAAACACAUUCUGAUUCCCAUAACAAUGGCUACAACUUGUUUAAGCUUACAUAGUCAAAUUAAAAAUCAGUACAUUAUGCUGGGGAACCUUGUAAAGUCAUUGACAUGACAGUGCUCUCUUCCAGACCAGCAACAUGACGGUGCUUGAUUCCAGAACAACAUCAAAUUGACUCUGAUCCGUUUUCUUUAGAUUAUAAGGGGAGCCUGGAUGGUUUUUCAGAUCUUGAUAGCUCUGAUGAUGAAGAAAUCAUCAAUCAUACAUCUGACUGUCUGAGGAGCAGAAAAACUUAUGUCCUUGGUAAAAAAUUAAAAAUGCGGUACACAGAAUCGGAGGCUUCAACUGCAAUAAAAUUAUGCGGUAUUGCCUUGACAGUUGUGGAAUUACUAAUUUCAUAUCGGAUGCUCAGUUUCCAGAGGCAGAAGUUUUUCAUCUCCUCAUUGAUGAGAAGCCUCAUCUACGCAAUGAUUUAUCACGACAAGAAGACUAGGAAACUUUGUGAAAUUGCUAUAUUGAAAUGGAAAAGGAAGUUGGGACUCAGAACCAGAUCACAGGGGAAGAUGAUUACACAAUUCAGCUCCCAAAUCCAAUGAUUGGGUUUGGGACUCAAACUUAUCUUUGCCAUAUCCAUGCGAGUCUUUAAGAGGCAGCGACAUGACCAUAUUUUGUACUAUGAGAAUGUGGCGUUGACUCCUAGAGGGAGUGGAGCACCAUGUCCUGAUUUUCAUACGAUGUGCAGCCUGAGUUUGUUGAUUCAAAGUAUUGAUGUGCGGCAGCAAGAAAAAGGAGUUAUGUUCACAAUCUCCAGAUCGGAAUUGAUUUCCAUUUAUUCCUCUUCCAUCACAGAAUAUAUUGAUGCAUUUCCCAUGUCUACGUGGAGUGUUAUAUCAGUUCCUUUGGUGGAUCUGGUCUUGUGGUUGGGUGCGCUUGAGGGGAACCCCAUUGCAGUUAGCAGAGCUUCAAAGAUGAUGAUAGUGUGUCCAUGUUUGUUUAGAUUGGACUCCUUUCGAUGCUUCCACUGGUGGAUAUGGGUAGGUAUCUAUAUUAAUUUUGCUGAUAUUUUAGCUAAACAUUGAUGUUGAUAAUCAAAUUGAAGUACCAUCUCCAGAUUCCCUGGGUCACAGUGUUUCAGUUAGCAGCUUGUGGUAAUUCGUUAAAUGGUGUCUGAGAGUUCCUUGCUAGGGAACCAGAGAUGGGGCUUGAUUAGAAUUGACUGGGUUAUCCUUUCAAAACAAGGGGUGUUAAUAUUUGCUGUUGAAACAACUUCCCAAAUAUGAAUAUUAGGAGGAUUGUUAACCGAUAAUUUGAUUUUGUUCACUUGUCAUAUUUACUGUAAGUGCAUCAAUGCAUUUCAAAGGAAGAAUGCUAGCGACCGUUCAUAGCUCAACUGCUAGGGGACUAGAGAUGGGACUCUAUUAGACUCAACUGGGUUAUCCUUUCAAAACUGGGAUGUGAAGAUUUGAUGUUAAAAGAAAUAUCCCAAAUAUAAAUAUUGUGAGGUUUGUUAACCAAUAAAUUUGAUUCUGUUCGCUUUCAUAUUGAAUUUAGAUGCAUCAAUGCAUUGCAAAGUAACAGUAGAUUGCAAAUUAGAAAUAAUUAGUACUGGUAGAAGAUCACUUGGCUCUACGAGAACAGUUCCAAAAUUCUGAUUGGCCCUUCAUGAUUGGUUUUUUCUUCUAUUUUCUCAAAUUGGAGUGCUGUUGUAGUUUAGCUUUUCUUUAUUAGAGUAGUUCUUUGUUGGCUUUGGUUGUGUUCUCUAAUGUGUACUUUCUAUUUAGUGGAUCUCUUAUCCACACUUUUGUAUCCUCUGUCUCUUCAAUGAGAUUUAGUUUUCUAUAAAAAAAUGGUUAGUUGUUGGUUCAUAUACUUUAAAUGAGGG